AGCGGUGACUUCAUCACUGUGCGUCUCUCUCUCUCUCUCUCUGCAGGACAACGCUCUGGUCUCAUCCCGUUAUGUCCACCGUGUAGCUCGUUGAUCUGGAUCGUGCGUGCUGCUGGUUGAAUCAUCGCUAUAUCUGUGUAUAUAUACAGUGAAUAACACGUGCUGGUGCAUCUGAACAUGGAGUCCGGGGACAGCAGUGAGACCGGCUCCGUGACGGCGGCUCAGAGGAGAGCAGAGAUCCGGAGGAGGAAGCUGCUGAUGAACUCAGAGGACAGGAUGAACAGGAUAGUGGGCUUCACCAAGAACGAGGCUGCUGAACAAAGCGCUGGAGCGCUCCUGCGUCCCACAGAACCACGCUUCCACCUCGAUCUCGACAGGACAGAGCCGUGGUCAUCAUCCUCGUCUUCCCCGAGACCGUCGCCCUUCCUGCCGGAGGCCUCGGGGCUCGGCAGCCGCUCCCACGGUGCCACCCCAGAGAGGAGGGGCUCACCCCUGCCAGACUGCAGCGGGUCACUGGGAGGCUCUCUGGAGGACGACAUCGGGGGGAUCCGACAGAGGCCGAGAGGGGAGCGGGCACCAGACGACCUCAGCGGCUCCCCACGCCGAGGCCUCCAGAAGUACCUGUCCCGUUUUGACGAUGCCAUGAAACUGCGGACUCAGCUGGCCAAUGAGCAGCCGGCCCAGGAAGGAGGCUCUGAGGCGGAGGAGUUUGACCCCUUCAGAAUCUUCCGGCUCAUCGGCAGCGUCCUCCUCGCUGUGUUUGUCCGGGUUUUUGUCUGCAAGUUUCUGUCAAUAUUUGCCCCAUUUCUGACCCUGGAACUGGCCUACAUGGGGUUGUCCAAAUACUUUCCAAAGGUAGAGAAGAAGGCCCAGACCACUGUGCUGACUGCUGCCCUGUUGCUGUCCGGCAUCCCCGCUGAGGUCAUCAACCGCUCCAUGGACACCUACAGGAGGAUGGGUGACGUCUUCGCCGACCUCUGCGUUUACUUCUUCACCUUCAUCCUCUCGCACGAGAUCCUGUUGCUGUUUGACUCAGAGACUCCCUGAUGCACCAGGAGGAUCUCGGGAACCCCGCCCCCCCACCACCUUCUAGUUGUCCCCUCCCUCUGUCUCCCAUAGCAACAAGGCAUGGUCAUUUACGUCGGCUGAUGUGGCUUUGUUGUUGACUGUCUGCAAGCGAGUCCUCGCUGCCUUAUGAUCAGGGUCGCGCGUCCAGGACUCUACUAAAGCUAAUCUACAUGUGACCAGAGAGUCCAGUGUUUGUUACAGACCUCCAAGUCAUUAAGCUCUGGACCCAAACAGAAAGGCAGCAUGUGUUUACUUGUGCGAAAGAAUUUACAGUGGCAUUUAUCGUGCUGAGUGAUAUUUAUUUGUCAGGUCUAGCACAGAAAAUGGUAAAAGUCCUACUCAAGAGUGGACACGAGUACAGUUCAUCAUCAGUCUGUUGGCCACAGAUUCCAUUCAACUUAUGAAUGAGGAAACACUGGAGUCCCUGAAGGGCUGGGCGAUAUUUCUGAAACUGACAUCAUUAAUUAAAAAGAUUCUGAUAUUCAUGCACAUGCAAGUGUAUGCUCACAAAAUAAUCAAACUGCUGUUCAAUGCAAUGAACUGUCUUUCAGUACUAUACAUUGCAUCAGAGAAACUCUUGACAUAAUCGAUUAUCAAAAUAGCUUGAUGGUUAAUUUAAUUGUUGAUAACUAAUCAAUUAAUCAUUGCAGCUCUAAAAAAGUGUGUUAUUUAUUCUUUAAAGAUUACAUAGUCUCGCUUUAAAUAACUGAUUUACUGAAAACCGAUAGAGAAUAAUAUUGAAUUAUCGCCCGGAGUCCUUCUACAUCCUAAUAAUCUCCAAAGAUGGUGCAUAAGCUGGGCAGGGUGUCAUGUUCUCAGCUGUUAUGAUGCGGACUUUAGAGGAAGUUGAUCUCCCAAUUAGUAUACAGCAUUAUGAAUAUCUGUUUUUCAUAUUAGUCAGCCCUGCAGUGUGUCCGGCAGGGUUGGAGUUAGUGCAUUUUCAGGUUUUGCCAUUCAAAACCCUGAAUCU
Sebastes umbrosus (honeycomb rockfish) is the source of this 2038-nucleotide messenger RNA. RefSeq names its product calcium modulating ligand (gene camlg). Gene Ontology annotation, cellular component: GET complex. The coding region runs from base 178 to 1047 and encodes 289 amino acids. Lineage: Eukaryota; Metazoa; Chordata; Actinopteri; Perciformes; Sebastidae. The record is from RefSeq and is a predicted model, not a curated record. Gene Ontology annotation, biological process: tail-anchored membrane protein insertion into ER membrane. The transcript is spliced from 4 exons.